UUCCUUGUAAUUUACGAAUUUUUUCCUUGUAGGUAAAAAGUGUUUUGAAAAUUUUUUAAACUUGGAAAUUUCUCUUUUUAUAGAACUGCUGUCAACUAUAAAGAUUUCACCUUCUGUUCACUAUUUUUAUAUUUAAAUUUGAAGUAUCACAGAUACACGUUUUUAUUGCAUCACACAUAUAUGAUGUGGGCUUCUAUUCAUAUUAGUUGAUUUCUCAAUUAAUUAUCAAUUCGGCCAUCUGAAAAAUUGAUAAACAAGUAAAUAGGUAAAUAACACAUAAUUAGGACACAGCAGAUAAAGUCAAAGAAGAGUCGUGCAAACUAACACGUAGCUUAGUUUCUGAUCUGUUUCCACGCAUGCUCCUAUGCAGAAAAACCCUUUGGUGCCGACCAGUGUUCAUAAAAUUUUGCAACGCGAAACCGGAGCUUCUCAGUUUUCAUUAAUUCUCCUUUUUUGCAAGUGUCGACAACAAAAAAAAAAUGUGCUUGAGGCAUUUAAGAUGUCAUGAGGGUUGUGAAGGAUUCGAGAGUAUUGAUAAUGUGAGUGCUGAAUCUGGAAGUGGGGAAUCAUGCACAACAUCACCUGGUGAUGGUGUAUCUUCAACUGGAGAGUCAAUGAGUUCGGUGCAAGCUCGCCAGGAAGAAGCCAGACGCAAAAGACGCAGGAAGAAGAGAUCUGGAUCAUCCUUGGUUUCGUCUUGCUUUCAAG
Molecule: messenger RNA, 708 nt
Organism: Leptopilina boulardi
Lineage: Eukaryota; Metazoa; Arthropoda; Insecta; Hymenoptera; Figitidae
Product: MAP kinase-interacting serine/threonine-protein kinase 1-like
Biological process (GO): peptidyl-serine phosphorylation; intracellular signal transduction; protein autophosphorylation
Cellular component (GO): cytoplasm; nucleus
Molecular function (GO): calcium/calmodulin-dependent protein kinase activity; ATP binding; calcium-dependent protein serine/threonine kinase activity
Source: RefSeq, a predicted model, not a curated record